AUGAAAAGGUUUACCCUUAAGGGGGUCCUGGAUAAUUUACGCUCGUCUGUGAGCACUGCACCGAAAUCAGAAAACGAGAUAGAGGAAUCGCUACUGUCGCAGCAUUUUCAGAUUUGUAAGACUGUACGUUAUGGAUUUCCAUUCCAACCAACUGCUGUGGCAUUUGACCCAGUGCAACAUAUUUUGGCCAUCGGCACCAAAUCAGGAUCCCUAAGAAUUAUUGGACAAUCAGGUGUAGAUUGUCAAUGUGUACAUGAUGGAGAUGUAGCUGUUAAUCAAAUAUUAUUUCUCGCAAACGAGGGUGCUCUUGUAACUGUAUGUUCUGAUGACAGUCUCCAUUUAUGGAAUCUUCGACAAAAAAGACCAGAAAUUGUUCAUUCCUUGAAAUUCCAAAGAGAAAGAAUCACAUAUUGUCACCUACCAUUUCAAAGUAAAUGGUUGUAUAUAGGAACAGAACGUGGCAAUGUUCAUCUCGUUAAUAUAGAGUCUUUCAUACUUUCUGGUUAUGUUAUCAACUGGAACAAGGCUAUUGAAUUGUCUCGUAAAACCCAUCCUGGUCCUGUUGUUCAUCUUAGUGAUAAUCCUGUAGACCCAGGAAAGCUUUUAAUUGGAUUUGAAUCUGGUGCUGUUGUAUUAUGGGAUUUAAAAACUAAAGUUGCUGAGUUUCGAUAUCCCACACCAGAGGCUUUAAGGUCUACAGCCUGGCAUCAUGAAGGUAAACAGUUUAUGUGUAGUCAUUCUGAUGGCAGUCUCACUACCUGGAGUUGUAAAAUUCCUCAAAAACCUACCAAUGUUAUGUUACCACAUGGUAAAAUAGGAAAAGAUGGCAAACCAGAUCCUUGUAAACCAAUAUCUAAAGUUGACUGGAAAUCUAUAAGAAAUGGAACUGAAGGAUUGAUAAUAUUUUCGGGUGGUAUGUCAUAUGACAGAGCAGGUAGAACUCCCUGUAUUACUGUAAUGAAUGGAAAAUCUACUACUGUAUUAGAAAUGGAACAUAAUGUCGUUGAUUUUGUUGUUCUUUGUGAAACUCCUUGGGCAAAUGAUUUCCAAGAUCCCUAUGCUAUUGUUGUUCUGCUGCAAAAUGAUUUAGUUGUUGUUGAUCUCACCACACCAGGUUAUCCAUGUUUUGAAAAUCCAUAUCCUAUGGAUAUCCAUGAGUCACCUGUCACAGCCUGUCAGUAUUACGCCGACUGUCCCCCUGAUCUCAUUCCUGCAUUCUACUCAGUUGGCUCCAAAACUCAGAAAAAAAGUGGAUUUAGUGAAAAGCCUUGGCCUAUAAAAGGUGGUGAAUGGGGAACAACAACUUGUAGUUAUCCAGAAAUUAUCAUAACAGGGCAUGCUGAUGGUUCACUAAAAUUUUGGGAUGCCUCAGCAGUGACGUUACAAGUUCUUUAUAAGCUAAAAACUGCCAAAAUGUUUGAAAGACCAAAACGUACUGGGGACGUACAAGAUGAAGAUCCUUUCGCUAUUCAGAUGAUUUAUUUAUGUUUAGAGAGUCGAAUGAUGUGUGUUGCCGGGGCAACGCAUGUUAUGUUAUGCAAAUUCUGUAAACAAGAAAGUACCAUAGAUAUUCCAAUGAUAGAAGUAUCUAUAGUGUAUGAGAUUAAUGAUGAGAUAGAUUCUCCAGAUUGUGACUAUCCUAGACCUAGUCUAAGUGUAGUGGCUGCUAGUCAACAGAGUGGUAGUGUCGGCUCACAUUCCAGCAGUACUUCCGAUACUAAAGGAUCUUCGGAUCAACAAACAUUAGUACGAGUGAAAGGGGGAGGUAGAAAAUGGUGUGCCGGUUAUCAUCCAGAUUUUGUUUGUGUUUUAACAUUUGUUGAUGGUGAACCACCAGGCAGUAUUACAAGCCUCUCACUUAAUUCAUCUUAUGGUUUAAUGUCAUUUGGUAAUGAAAGUGGUAUAGCUAUUAUAGAUAUAUUACAGAAAUCAUGUUUAUUAAAUUUAGGUACCCCAGAUUUAUAUGGUUCAAUGGAUCCGUAUCAGAGGGCACCACGUUCUCCUAGAAAUAAAGCUCCUAAUACAAUUAUAAAUUCUGAUGAUUAUCGAAAUGAUGGGUCUUCGUUUUCAAGAUCGCGCAGUUCAAGUAUGUCUAGUAUAGAAAAUGUAUCAAAAGAGGCCAUACAAUGUUUAGUAUUCGCUGAUUCUUAUACUCGUAAAACAGAUAAUUUUACAUGUCCAUGUUUAUAUGUUGGUACAAGUCUUGGAUCUGUUAUAGUUAUAGUUUUAAAUUUACCUCCACCAGGAGACCAACGCUUAACACAACCAGUUAUAGUUUCACCUAGUGGUACAAUAUUUCGAUUAAAAGGGGCCAUUUUAGCAAUGUCAUUCCUAGAUUGUAAUGGAGUUUUAAUACCGUCACAGUCUGAACAAUGGAAAGAAACGUCAGGGAAAGAAGCUCGAGAAUUAACUAGAGAUGAAAGAGCUCUUAAAUUUAGACAAAUGUCUGUAUCUAGUAAACAAAGAAUAUCACCCACAUCUUCAACAGAAAUGAGUGACAGACAAUUUGGUAUUAUUUGUUCUGAAAAACAAGCAAGGGUCAUGUCUUUACCUUCCCAAACUUGUGCUUAUAAAACCCAGAUAACAGAAACAUCUUUUGUUGUUCGUGCUGAAGUUGUUUCUGUUAGAGAAAGUGUAUGUUUAAUGAGUUAUGUAGCUAAUGGUAGAAUAAUGGCUCAUAGUUUACCCAGUUUAAAACCUUUACUUCAUGUUUGUCUUCUAUCUUAUUACAAUCAUAUAACUUGUUAUUUGUCUUGUAUUCCUUACUUGGUGGCUCGCACAUUUUGUUUUAGUAAUAGUGGUCAUGCCUUAUAUUUGUGUUCCCCUACUGAAAUACAGAAAAUAACUUAUUCUUCUGAGAUAUGUGAAAAUUUAAAUGAAAUGUUAGGAGAUUUAUUUUUACCAUGUGAAACCCCUGAAGCACCAAAACAGAGUUUUUUUAAGAAUUUAUUUGGUGGAACGACAGGUACAUUAGAUAGAGAAGAACUCUUUGGAGAAGCUAGUGGUAAAGCAUCUAAAGGUUUAGCUAAACAUAUACCAGGGUCUGGAGGAAUGGCUCAUCUUAAAGCUGAAAGUCAGGGUAUUGCUGGAGAUUUAGCUCGUACAAGAUUGGCUCUAAAUGAAAGAGGAGAGAGAAUAGGAGAGCUAGAUGAUAGAUCAGCUCAGAUGAUGGCACAAGCAGAAAGUUUUGCUCAAGCAGCCCAUCAAGUAAUGAUGAAAUACAAGGAUAAAAAAUGGUACCAAUUUUAA
Molecule: messenger RNA, 3249 nt
Organism: Lottia gigantea (owl limpet)
Lineage: Eukaryota; Metazoa; Mollusca; Gastropoda; Lottiidae
Exons: 29
Coding region: 1-3249 (1082 amino acids)
Biological process (GO): regulation of protein secretion; regulation of exocytosis
Cellular component (GO): plasma membrane; SNARE complex; cytoplasm
Molecular function (GO): GTPase activator activity; syntaxin binding; myosin II binding
Source: RefSeq, a predicted model, not a curated record